UUAACUGCUAGCGGCUGGAGACUCAACGCCUCGCUCCAACUUCCAGGAUUUGCCGAGAUUUUUUUCUUCUCAUCGCAAAGCCGCACGUUUCGUUUUUUUUUUUUUUGUCUAUUUGACGAACUCCUCCUGCAUUCUCCAUCGGAUAAACAGCGCGAUGUUCGCUCGCUGAGCUGUCGUGUAUGAUCGCAUCCUUGCAUCGCUUUUAUUUUGCAGGAGAUUUAUGUUUUUAAAGAUACAAAGGACGCGGUGGAUUGACGGAAAUCAGAGGAUUCGCUCGUCGGAUGGAGGACGUCGAUUGUAAACGCCAGCAAGAACGCGAACAUUUAUCCUCGCACUCUUGGCCUGUCGGAUAUGUUUUAUUAGCUGGAUUUUAAUUCCAUCCCAUUUGAGAGUGGAAAAUUAGGACAAGUCGACCUACACCCCUCACAAAGGGGUUCCGCGCAGCCGAGCGUAUACGGCAUGUUGUUGCUCCGUAUGUUUUCGGCAAAACUGGCACAUGUUUGCGUGUAGCUCUCUUUUUUUGAGAGAGAUUUGGUUUUGGGUUUCUCAAGUAGACUAUAAAUACACGCAGUGUUUUGUUAGCAACACAAAAAGUUAUAAAACUCUACAUUUUCUAUGUAGCUCUUUAUUAGUUUAUAUGCUGUAAAGUUGUUACUUGUGUAACUUGUUACACUAGCUAGUUUUAUAUUCUCCAACUUAAUUUAACAUUUUUUUCUCUCAUAACUUGGUGGCUGUUCUAAAUACUGCGACGACUUUCGCCGAUUGUUCCUUCCUGAUGGGUACAACAAGACCCAGCUGACGACUCUUGAACCUUUACACUGUUUACCCACCUUUGUAAACAUUCACCAGUAAAAAAAAACACUCGUGAUUCCGCAAUGGAGCUCUUCUCCAGGAAUGUGGCCGCGUUUUGGAUUAUCCUGCUGGAGUUCCUGCUCGGAUCAGUGGCGGAGGAAGAAGUCCUGAUGAACACGAAAACGGAGACAUCAGAUCUGAAGUGGACGACACACUCUCGCUCUAAACCUGAGUGGGAGGAGGUCAGUGGUCUGGAUGAGGAGAACAACAGUGUGCGGACCUAUCAGAUCUGCCAGGCAGACGGCUCCAGCAGUCAUUGGCUACGCAGUAAGCUGAUCGAGCGGCGAGGAGCAUCACAGGUGUACGUGGAGCUGUUUUUCACUAUGGUCGAGUGUUCAUCUCGAAGCACACACCACCGCUCCUGCAAAGAGACCUUUAACCUCUAUUACUAUCAAAGCGACACUGAUGACGCCACAGCCACCCACCCGGCAUGGAUGGAGAACCCCUACACCAAGGUGGACACCGUGGCUGCAGACUUCCUACUGCGCAAAGGUGGAGAGAAGAAAGUCAACGUGAAGACGCUGCGUUUGGGCCCAUUGAGCAAGCGGGGAUUCUACCUGGCGUUUCAGGCUCAGGGCGCGUGCAUGGCUUUGCUUUCCGUGCGUGUUUUCUUCAAGAAGUGUCCGGCGCUCACACGUUCACUAUCCGUCUUCCCGGAGACCGUUCCCCGCUCGCUGGUCCAGGAGGCAGUGGGCCAGUGUGUGGCCAACGCGGCGCAGCCUGGCCCCAGUCCCAGACCGCCCAAGAUGUUCUGCGGAGAAGAUGGACAGUGGGUGGACCAGCCCACCACCACCUGCACUUGCCUGCCGGGCUUCGAGGCCAGCCAUGGAGAGCUGGAGUGUAGAGCUUGUCCUGUGGGUCUCUUCAAGAUGGGUUCUGGUACUGGUCCGUGUUCUGUGUGCCCUGAGAACAGUCAGACCGGAGAGACGGGUUCUGCUGCGUGUGUGUGUCGCUCUGGGUUUUAUCGCGCUCUGAGUGACAGUGCAGAUACACCCUGCACACGUCCUCCGUCGUCUCCGCGCAGCCCCGUCCCUCAAGUCAACGACACGUCUCUGACUCUGGAGUGGAGCGAGCCGUUGGACAGCGGCGGCCGCUCGGACCUCAGCUACAGCGUGGAGUGUCGGAUGUGCUCCACCCCUGGGAGCCCCUGCACACUAUGCAGCGACGGUGUGAAUUAUCGGCCGUCCCAAACAGGGAUCCAAGGCCGGCGUGUGAGCAUUUGGGGUCUGAGACCUCACACCACCUACAGCUUCACCGUCAUGGCCCUCAACGGGGUCUCCGCUCAGAGUCAACAAGGGCCUGCAGGAGAGACCAUCAACGUCACCACCAGCCCCAAUGUUCCUGUGUUGGUUUCGGGUGUAAGGAAGAGCACAGCCACUGAAUCCAGCCUGACGCUGUACUGGAACACUCCCACCCAAUCACACUAUAGGAUCCUGCAGUACCAGAUACGCUACUGCGAGAAGGAGCGCGGAUCUGAAGAAAACUCCUGUCAUUAUAUGGAGAGCAAAAACAACGAGGUGGUUUUGAGUGACUUGCGAAGGGCCACGCAGUACGAGGUUCAGGUCCGCGCUCGUACAUUUGCCGGAUAUGGCAGCUUUGGUCAAGCCAUCGUCUUUCGAACCCUUCCUGACGAAGAUGAUUCCUCGUCUCCGCUGCUUGUUACUGGGAUCCUGAUAGCCAUGGGGAUGCUGCUCCUCAUCAUCGUCAUUGCGGCGGCCAUUUAUUGUAUCAGGAAGCAAAAUAAUUACAAAGAUCCAGAGCUGAGCGACAAAAACGGCCAAUAUCUCAUGGGUCAAGGAGUGAAGGUCUACAUCGAUCCUUUCACUUAUGAAGACCCUAAUGAGGCCGUGAGAGAGUUUGCUAAAGAGAUCGAUGUCUCGUGUGUCAAAAUCGAGGAGGUUAUUGGGGCAGGUGAGUUUGGGGAAGUUUGUCGGGGACGGCUGAGGAUUCCUGGUAAGAAGGAGAACUAUGUGGCCAUUAAAACCCUGAAGGGUGGAUAUACAGACAAGCAAAGGCGGGACUUCCUGGCCGAGGCCUCCAUCAUGGGCCAGUUCCAGCACCCCAACAUUAUUCACCUGGAGGGCAUAAUAACAGCCAGCUGCCCCGUCAUGAUCCUCACCGAGUUCAUGGAGAACGGAGCUCUGGACUCUUUCCUCAGACUCAACGAUGGACAGUUUACGCCAAUACAGUUAGUCGGGAUGCUGCGCGGCAUUGCAUCAGGAAUGAAAUAUCUCUCAGAAAUGAGUUACGUACACCGAGAUCUUGCAGCACGCAACAUUCUAGUGAACAGCAACCUGGUCUGCAAGGUAUCUGACUUCGGUCUGUCGAGAUUCCUGCAGGAGAAUUCAUCGGAUCCCACAUACACCAGCUCACUGGGUGGUAAAAUUCCCAUCCGCUGGACGGCACCCGAAGCCAUUGCCUUUCGGAAAUUUACCUGCGCGUCCGAUGUGUGGAGUUACGGGAUUGUCAUGUGGGAAGUGAUGUCGUUUGGAGAGCGACCGUACUGGGACAUGAGCAACCAAGAUGUGAUCAAUGCCAUUGAGCAGGAUUACCGUCUGCCGCCGCCGCCCGACUGUCCCACAUACUUGCACCAGCUGAUGCUGGACUGCUGGCAGAAGGAGAGGACGGCCCGGCCGCGCUUCGCCAACAUCGUCUCGGCUCUGGACAAGCUCAUCCGCAACCCGGCCUCACUCAAAAUCACAGCGCAGGAGGGGGCGGGCCCCUCUCACCCUCUGCUGGACCAGCGGUCUCCACUCACGCCCUCAUCCUGCGGGACGGUGGGCGACUGGCUGCGAGCCAUCAAGAUGGAGCGCUACGAGGAGACGUUUCUGCAGGCGGGAUACACAUCCAUGCAGCUCGUCACCCACAUCAACACGGAGGAUCUGCUGCGUUUGGGAAUAACUCUAGCAGGUCACCAGAAGAAGAUUCUCUCCAGCAUUGAGGCUCUCGGGAUUCAAAACAAAGCACCAGGGAAUGUGCUGUACUGAGUGAAUCACACACACACACACACAUAUACAUGAACUCUACUGUGCUGGAGAGCCUUCAUCUAACGACCCACUCACAAUCAGGAACAUUUCUACUUCCUUUUUUUUUAACCGUGGCAUCACUAAAGAAUCAAGAUGGCUUCUUUUCUUCCAAGACUACCUACAAAUAAAAGCGAUAUCAUAUCUGGUUUGUGAUAUCAAACGGGUCUCACAGGGGGAUGUUACCUUAUUUGGACAUCCUCUCGCUCUGACAUCAUAACUAUAAAACUGUGACAUCACACACGUAUUUCCAUUUUUUGCAGAGUAUUUUUCUAAAGGAGACUUUCGUACCGAAGGAUGAGGAAUACCACGUUUAUUACACAGGAAUUUGGAUACAUUUUAUUAACGAUGACUUCUUCACGUGUGUUGAAAACACACACACACACAAAAUAAAUCGGUGUUGUGUUUUUUGAAACGAUGCACUCGGUGUGAGUGUGUAUGCGAGCAGCAAUAAGAGCACAAAAGUCUUAGCACUUUUUUUUCCUGAAGAGAGAGACCUGAAUAAGAAUGAUUAUGCGAAUACACACACACACACACACACACACACACUCUCUCUGCAACACUUGACUGGCACUAAAAAGAGACCAAAUAAAAGACUGUAUGUUGUUGUUGUAUUCUGAGCGGCUGAGGACUGGAAAUGAAACACGUGCCAUACUGUUUUACUACGGGAAUGUUGUGCUGGCUUUUGCUCACCAACUUGAACUACAGCGUUUGGGUUUAUGGCUAGGAGGAGUUGGUCUUCACAUUGGAGAUCAUGCAAAGAACAAACCAGGGACUUUUAUUUUGUUGCCUUCUCCGUCGUUUUGUUUUGUAUAAAUAUAUACUUGAUUUAUGUAAAAAGGUGCAUUUUCUUUUUGGUCAGUGUAAUCUGUGUUUCUGUUACAAUAAAAAUAUACAUUUA
Danio aesculapii is the source of this 4776-nucleotide messenger RNA. It is a transcript of the gene ephb4a, whose product is annotated as eph receptor B4a. Gene Ontology annotation, cellular component: plasma membrane; neuron projection. Gene Ontology annotation, molecular function: protein binding; transmembrane-ephrin receptor activity; ATP binding. Gene Ontology annotation, biological process: protein phosphorylation; central nervous system projection neuron axonogenesis; axon guidance. NCBI's taxonomy places the organism in Eukaryota, Metazoa, Chordata, Actinopteri, Cypriniformes, Danionidae. Bases 876 to 3839 code for a protein of 987 amino acids. The record is from RefSeq and is a predicted model, not a curated record. The transcript is spliced from 17 exons.